Messenger RNA from Klebsormidium nitens, 2016 nucleotides. Lineage: Eukaryota; Viridiplantae; Streptophyta; Klebsormidiophyceae; Klebsormidiales; Klebsormidiaceae. The record is from the annotation of a GenBank genome assembly.
CUCGAGAGACGUUGUCUGCAUUCGCCUCUUCGGAGUCUCCCACAUUCACUUCAUGGUGGCGCCUCUUCCUCUUGCUAGCUAGCCCUGCAUUCUCCAGGAUUUAAGUAGAGUCUGAACCCUGUUCCCCCGAGUGUUCCACCUUGUUUGCAAUGCAGCAUUUGUUGUUCCACCAAAGAAGAGGCAGUUGUGGUGCCUCUCUCCGGAGUUAGCACCACCUUUGGAACCAAGCCCGUUGCUGGAACGCUUGUACAGAUGGGAAGCCGCGUAGCACAGGGUUUUUUUGGAGCUUUGGGGCAUGGCAUAUGGGGUAUGCCUAGGAAUGACGCCAGUGUCGUGAGCAGGUGCGGGAGCGAGCACAGUUUGGCAGUAGUGCAGUUGGCACGUAUUCGUCUUCCAAUUCCGUGUCUUACACAGAGUUAUAAUGGACGUAAGCAGAUGGCUUUGAUGCCCGCUGUCCGCCAUCGAAACAGGAAGGGCUUUCACUUGACACCGCCUCAGUGCAGUACCUCAGCACGUGAGCACCUGCAGCCGCCGGAGGCAGCUCGCACAGACAGCAUUGCGGGAGACACUAAGCCUAACGGAGAAAGAAGUGAUGGUUAUGCUCCCAAGUCUUCUGACGAUGAAGGCCGUGCAAGUCGGAAUGGGGGGGCGAGCACCAGUGGGAGAGGAGGCCAGCAAACUCGGAGACCCCCCGUCACUUGGCGGCGGCGAAAAGCUGACGAACCGCUGGGUUGGAGAGCGGGGCUUCCAAAGGAGGUGGUAGAGACGAUGGCGCUGCUGCGGCGGGAAAGGGAUCCAGAAACAGUCAAAGCGCUUCUGCUCCGGUUGGAGCGGGUCUCCCGGGGGCUGGUGGUGAACACGCUCGACGAGUUUGAGAGGAGGGGGGAAGCGAGAUGUUGCAUCAUGGUUCUGCGAUUCAUCCUGGAUCAAGGGAACUACUGGCACGAAUCAAAACUCGUGAACAAGGUCACGAGCCUGCUGGUCCGACUGAAAUCCUGGACUGCGCUCGACGCCCUCUUAGAAGAAGUACGGACUCAGCGCGUGGAGUUAGACGUCCCCACUUAUAACUCACUGCUCAAAGGCUAUGCCGCGAGUCAACGACCCGAGCAGGCAGUGAAGCUCUUAGAGGAGAUGACGGCAGCGGGCCUGCAGCCGGACGCGAUAACCUAUAGCGGUCUGAUGAGCGCUUAUGUGAAAGCAGGGGACAUCGGGAGCGCGGCGCGGUUGUUGGACGACAUGAAGGCGUCCGGGGUUCGUCCGAACGCCUUCCAUUUCAGUCUGCUCGUACAUGCGUAUGCGAGGGCCGACGAUUUAUUGGGGGGCUUGGCGAUCGCGAGCAAGAUGGCGGACGAGAAGGUUUUGCCGGAUCGGGUGCUCUACAAUUCGCUGAUCAACCUGCACUGCAAGGCGGGGAGCCCGUUGGAAGCGCUCGAGCUCCUGAAGGAAAUGACGGAAAUUGGGCUGCACCCGAAUAACACCAGCUAUACGAAAGUGUUGGAGGGGCUUGCGAAGCUCGGUCAAGGAGCGGAGGCGGAGGAGGUCCUGAAACUGGCGGCCACGGGUAGUUUGCAGCCAAGUCUUUCGAUGUACAGUCUAGUAGCGAGGGCGCACACGAAGUCAGACGACUUGGCUGCCGCGCGAGGUGUCCUUCGAAGGGUGAUCGAUGCGGGGAUCACCCUCGACCCGGACCAUAUUGCCUUUGGCACUUUCGGUUUCUUGGUGAGGGAGUACGUUAGGAAAGGGGAUGUAGGUACGGCAGAGGACGUGUUGCAGCAAAUUCGGACAGCUUGUGCGUCCAAUAAUGGAGGUGCAAUUGGCCUCCUCCAAGCACUGGUAGACGAGUCGAAAACUGCAACACAGGUGCAAGUGAUAUAGAACAAAACGGAUCCCGUUGAGAAAACUGAUCCAACCAUCAACAUUACGAAUUACAGAAGCAGAAUGCUUUUCAAUAAAAUCGAUUCGACGAGUCUGGCACGAGCCUAGCCAUCCGUCUCACCAGGUUUUCACUUCUAGGGA